Porites evermanni is the source of this 765-nucleotide messenger RNA. NCBI's taxonomy places the organism in Eukaryota, Metazoa, Cnidaria, Anthozoa, Scleractinia, Poritidae. The record is from the annotation of a GenBank genome assembly.
AUGCAAUUGUCCAGUUACGAAAAUUUAACUCAAGAGAAUAUUAUUUUUAAUGAACCUAAGGAGUACAAAGUAAAAGACAGCAAAAUCAAAUACAAGCGUAUUCCAAUUGAAGUCAAAUAUCAAAACGGAAAGAAAGGACCACUUGUAAUUGAAACUCCAGUUCUUUUCUCUUUUGGAGUAAAUGAAAAGAAAAACCAAGAAACAAACAAGUUAGUAGGUUACUCUAUGCCAGUAUGUCUUUGGGCUAAAGGUAGUGAGCCGAGUACUAAAGAGCGUGUAUUUUUUGAUGUUAUUAAUAAUAUAACAACUGCCUCUCAGCAAUAUUUAGAGAAUGAAUACGGUGCAGAUUUAGCAUCAACUCUAUCUUCACCAUUUUAUUUCAAACAAGAAGAAUAUACAGAUAAGAAAGGAAAGAAGAAAACAAGAAUAGAUCCCUCAUCAGCACCAGUUCUUUACGCAAAACUUAUUUACUCUGAGAAAUCUAAGAAAAUUCUUUCACUAUUUAAAACAAAAGGAAAGAAGGAUUUAAAUCCUUUCAAAUAUAUCAAUCAGUACUGCAAUGUUAAAAUGGCUUUGAUUGUUGAAGGAAUCUUUAUAAGUAAGACUGUAACAUCUUUACAAAUAAAAGUACAUGAGUGCUAUGUCAAACCAUUAAAACCUAGGGAAUCUUUACUAACAAUUGAAGAGGAAGAGAGUGAGGGUGAAGAGAUAACUGAUCAAGUAGUAGAAGACUUAUUUUUAUCUGAUAAAGAAGAAAAUGAGUAA